Molecule: messenger RNA, 1830 nt
Organism: Penicillium taxi
Lineage: Eukaryota; Fungi; Ascomycota; Eurotiomycetes; Eurotiales; Aspergillaceae
Exons: 1
Coding region: 1-1830 (609 amino acids)
Source: RefSeq, a predicted model, not a curated record
AUGGCAUCUGAAAAGACUGCUAGAGCUAGAGAUGGCAUCCACUUUGUUAACGCCCGACCUGCUUCUGAGACUGAGCGACUCAAGGCCAAGCGAUUAGUUCGUGCUCACGUUGGAAGAUGGAUCUCCAAUCAUACCAAAGACCGCGCCGAGUCCGCAAUUUCGACUACAAAUACUGAUUCUAUCCCUUCUAUAUCCUCAUUAAGUGAGGCUACUUCUGAUUUUUCUGCUAUUCCUUCCACUUCGACUUCUCCUCAUGGUACUGAUGUUAGGAGAGGACGAGCAAAAGAAAACGGUCGAGGUAGAGAGAGGGGAAGGGGGAGAGAAUUGCCCAUCUUUGGUACUAGGAGAGGUGAAUGGCCUCGCUCGAGCUUCCCUCCUUCCAAGAUCAACGAUAGCGAGUGUAGCAGUGAUGCCGCGAGCGAGGGUUCCCCGAACUUGACAGCCUUGGUCGCAUGGCAGCAUGAAGAUCCUAAAAUCGAAAUGCAGAUCUUCGGCAAAUUGGAUCCAUUUAACACGGCUCCAACCGACUUUCCAUCUGAUAUUGUCGAUACCUGUCAGAGUUACUGUUCGUUUCCCUGCUUUCCCCCUUUUAAUCCAAAGCUAAUACCGAUGCAAGGCUUAAACGUUCUCUGGCCCGGUCUUCUCCCGAGCCGCGUGAAAGAAGCUGGAAAGACCUUUUUCCCAAUGGCCAUGUCAGAUCCUGCUUUGUACAUGGCGUUUAUGUUUGGCUCGCUAUGUCAUCAGCGAGUCCAAUGGCUCAAUGGCUGGAGUACACAUACCAGUUUCACCCAAAGACAGGAACGUAUGUUGGAACUAUGCGAGAUGGAGGCAAUCCAGCGGAUAAGCGACGCACUUCAUGACCCUAAUCGAGCUCUCUCUGACGCUGUACUGCUGAGUGUUAUCUGCAUGGCACAUCAUCAAGCACCGGAGAGAAUCCAGUCACAGCUGAAGAAGACACCCUUCAAUCCACCCCUUCAACGCCUACAGUGGCUCGAUGUUUAUGGAUGUCUACCACCGAACAUGAUCCAUAUCCAAGGCCUGGUACAGCUGGUGAGAAUGCGAGGCGGCUUAGAUGCAGUCAAGGCGAGAGGUCUGCCUGCGACCAUCAGCUUCUCGGAUAUUAUGACAACAAGCUGCUACUGCGUGAGCCCUGUCUUUGACUUCCGACCCAUUGACGAGCUGCGAAUCGGCAUAUCACUUCACGAAAUGCUUGGCUUCAGCCUAUCCGACUUCAAACAAGGGUUCGGUCGUCUAGUCGAUAUCGAUGUCGGAAUCACUUCCCAGAUGGCAAGGGCCUUACAGGGUGCCCAAGCAUAUAUCGAAAUCGCCAAACGUACAUUCACCGAUUCAUACGAUGCCACCCUACUAGCUGAUCAAAGAAACUUCACUCAAUACCACAUUCUCCGCUUACCACCCGCAAAGGACAUCUAUUUCCAACUCUUAUCCCAGAGAACCACAUACGAAGCCUGCCGUCUUGCAAUGCUUAUAUUCGGCGUCAGCGUGGUCUUUCCCAUCCCCGCACAAAACAAUCCUCUCCACAUCCUAGCCCAACAACUUUACAAAGUCCUUUGCCAGCCAGAUUCCUCCGACCUAUGGUCUUCCUCCACAACCCUCACCCCUCUGAUCUGGAUCCUGUGUCUAGGCGGUAUCGCCUCAUCCGAUGCAAAACAACGUGCCUUCUUCGCCUCUGCGCUUUUCAACACCGCUCAAAGGAGUGGUCUCUCCUCGUGGCUACAGGUCAAGAGAACUGUAGAGAUGAUGCUUUGGUGGGAUAUUGCCUGUGAUGAGCCUGCCGAAGUACUUUGGCUUGAAGCCAUUUCUAUUGAAUGA